Penicillium atrosanguineum is the source of this 405-nucleotide messenger RNA. RefSeq lists its product as uncharacterized. NCBI's taxonomy places the organism in Eukaryota, Fungi, Ascomycota, Eurotiomycetes, Eurotiales, Aspergillaceae. The transcript has a single exon. Bases 1 to 405 code for a protein of 134 amino acids. The record is from RefSeq and is a predicted model, not a curated record.
AUGCCUGUGCAGAGCAUGCCCGCUCUUGAAAAGACGGCAACGGAAAUCGUCCAGAAACUUGCCAUCCCCCGUAGCGGCGGUGACGAUCCAAAAGAAGCCCUUCGGAGUUAUCUAGCUUCGGAGGCUGCUUUAUAUUGGCUGUUCAUCCUUGACAACGCGAACCAUAUGAACAUACUUGUUGGCUUGCCGGGCAAGUGGACUGGCCUCUUGGAUGUUCUCCCACAAAGUCCCACCGGACGGAUCCUCAUCACCACUCGGCCCUCACAGAGGCUCGCGGAAAUGACGUCGGAGUUGGCCAAUCUCUUUCUAGAGAGAUCCCCAGCUCAUAAGAGUCAGCUCAAGCAGGCCCAUAGUAUUGCGAAGCUUCUGGAGAAGCUCACGUACUUACCUCUAACAGUGAUCUAA